Molecule: messenger RNA, 1307 nt
Organism: Anneissia japonica
Lineage: Eukaryota; Metazoa; Echinodermata; Crinoidea; Comatulida; Comatulidae
Product: sodium channel protein type 5 subunit alpha-like
Exons: 4
Coding region: 593-1258 (221 amino acids)
Biological process (GO): membrane depolarization during action potential; sodium ion transmembrane transport; neuronal action potential
Cellular component (GO): voltage-gated sodium channel complex; plasma membrane
Molecular function (GO): voltage-gated sodium channel activity
Source: RefSeq, a predicted model, not a curated record
CUAAAAUAAUGGCUAUGCCCAAUAAUAGACCACGGUCUUAUUCAGUAAAGUACAUUUUAUGAUUUUAUCCGUUUAUUUUUUAUUCUGUAAAUUCUGGAAUACCAGAGACAAAAGGCUCAUCCUUAUUUGUCAAACGUCGCUAUUAUCGUUAGUUACAGGUUUCAGUUUUCGAUUGAUAUAAAUUUGUUCACAUAUAACUGACUGGUUAUUACUUGGCAGAAUCUUCCAACUGCUUGGAUCGAUAGUUUAUUUUAGUGAAGCAUCGCCUCGAUUCAGGAGUGCAGGGAGAAUGUCUCCCAGUAGACGUAUCCAUACCUCUGAGAUGUAUUAUGUUCAAAAUAGUUUAAGGCGUUUAAAGGGUGCAUUGUGAUUUUUGACUGUUUACUUUUAGUUUUGUGCAAUGUCUUAAUGCGUCACUGAUCUUUACAGUAGCAUAACCACCAAAGUACCAAAAGACCUAUCAGCGUUUGCAUUGUUGAGUUUCAUAAUCAAUAUAAUGGCUGCUAUAGCGAACAAACAGUACAACUAUGCACACAGGCCCUAGCGAUGAGACGAGGCUUUAACGAUAAAAAAAAAAAAAAACUACAGUAAAAUGGGCACAAAGAAUGAGAGUGGAAACUUGAAAUUAAAACUUCUCACCGAAGAUUACUUGCGGGAUCAGAUAGCGAGGAGAACUGCCAAUAAUGAGAGAAAUAUUGAACGGACUGUCAGUAAAAGGAGUAUAUUUUCAAAAGAAGAGGAAGAAGAAGAAGAAACAGAGAUUAAGACAUAUGACGUGGAUCUUUUGCCUUCCAAACCACUUCCAGAGAGAUAUGGAACAAUACCUAAGCCCUUUUUAGGAAGACCAAUAGAAGAAUUAGAUCCUGCAAGGGGAGACGACCAGACAUUCAUGGUUGUUGGAGAAAGAUUCAAAGGAAAGACGUCACUGUACAGAUUCUCGGCGUCAAACGCGUUGUUUGUCUUUUCACCUAUCAAUCCAAUUCGGAGGAUCAUGCUGUUUAUUCUCUCACAUAGAUUAUUUGAUAUAUGUGUAAUUCUUACCAUAUUAGUCAACUGUAUAUUUUUAGCAAUGGAUGUACCUAGACCAGAAGACGAACACGUACCAAUUCACUUGGAAAUUGCCGAGUAUUUAUUCACUACAAUAUAUUCUAUUGAGAUGGUCGUGAAGGUGAUAGCUAGAGGGUUUGUGUUACGAGAAUUCACAUAUCUCAGAGAUCCUUGGAAUUGGCUCGAUUUCUUGGUCAUCUUAUUAGCGUAAGUGUCGAUAUCGAUAUUCUCCAUGCUUUCCAUGAAAAUGACGCUUCAAC